AGCAAGAAUGUCCAGGGAAUGUUGGCACUGAAGCAGUGGCCUUUUUUCCAUUUCUCUGGAAGGACUCCCAGCAGACUAGAGAAUGCAAAACUCUCUCAGGAUUCAAAGUUUGCUCCUCACUCGCACUUCAGAAAGCCAAGACGGAGAGAUCUAAUGUCACGUAGCCACAAAGCUGUGCGUGAGGACAUCUGAUUAUCUCCAGUGCUGACCGAGACAGCAAAAGAGAGAAAGAGAGAGAGGAUGCCUCGCCUUCUCCCCAAAGGGUCGUAACAGAACUACUGUAGUGUAAAGUUGAAGGAAGGAUAAUGUAAAAAAAAAAAAAGUCAUCUUCAGCUUGCACAUGUUCUUGAUAUCAACAGCUUGCUUCUUUCAUGUCGUGUGUGGAAGAGAAAACUCAAGAGGCUCUUUUACUGCUGCGUGGGAGUGAGGGUCACGGAAAGUCUCUGUGAAGUUCAAGGGGUCCAUUGAGGCUUUGUUUUAUUUAACUACUUUGAAAUAAAUUUGGAAGUACCAACAGGGCCACCUGCCUACAAUUUAUUACCUGAUUCUCCCUAGUGCCCCUCCUGGCAGGUGCAAUGGAGGCAGUGCUGGUCGGGUUUGAAGACCUCUUCUACAGCAGGAAUACCCUAAUAUGGAAUCUUACUUCCCAAGCUCUCCGAAGCUGGCGACUUGUCAACCUACGAACAUUACAGCUGAUACUGAGGCCAAGAUGCAUCUCCAGGAUGGUUUACCAGAUGACGGAAGGGCGUCGAUGUCAAGUACAUCUUCUUGAUGAUAGGAAGUUGGAACUUCUGGUGCAGCCAAAGUUACUGGCGAAAGAUCUCUUGGAUCUUGUAGCUUCUCACUUCAACCUGAAAGAAAAGGAAUACUUUGGAAUUUCUUACACAGAUGAAACUGGUCACUUCAGUUGGUUGCAGCUCGACCGAAGAGUACUGGAACAUGAUUUUCCUAAAAAGUCAGGACCAGUAGUUUUGUACUUCUGUGUGAGAUUCUACAUUGAAAGUAUAUCCUACCUAAAGGACAAUGCUACAAUAGAGCUGUUUUUUCUUAAUGCAAAGUCCUGUAUUUACAAGGAGCUGAUUGAAGUGGACAGUGAAGUGGUGUUUGAAUUAGCUUCCUACAUCUUGCAGGAAGCAAAAGGAGACUACUCAAGCAAUGAUGUUGCAAGAGCUGACCUGAAGAAGCUGCCGGCCCUCCCAACCCAAGCACUAAAGGAGCAUCCCUCUCUUGCUUACUGUGAAGACCGAGUUAUAGAGCACUACAAGAAGCUGAGUGGUCAGUCCAGGGGCCAAGCAAUUGUAAAUUAUAUGAGCAUUGUGGAAUCUCUUCCUACAUAUGGUGUGCACUACUAUGCAGUUAAGGACAAGCAGGGUAUUCCUUGGUGGAUGGGACUGAGUUACAAAGGAAUAUUUCAGUAUGACUACCAUGAUAAAGUGAAGCCACGAAAAGUUUUCCAAUGGAGGCAGCUGGAAAACCUGUAUUUCAGGGAAAAGAAGUUUUCAGUGGAAGUCCAUGAUCCACGUAGGGCAUCGGUAACCAGAAGAACCUUUGGUCACAGUGGAAUUGCAGUCCAUACAUGGUAUGCCUGUCCUGCCCUUAUAAAGUCCAUAUGGGCAAUGGCCAUUAGUCAGCACCAGUUUUACCUGGACAGAAAACAAAGUAAGUCAAAAAUCCAUGCAGCCAGAAGCCUAAGUGAAAUUGCUAUUGACCUGACUGAAACUGGAACACUGAAGACAUCCAAGUUAGCUAAUAUGGGAAGCAAAGGAAAAAUUAUCAGUGGCAGCAGUGGCAGUCUUCUGUCAUCAGGUUCACAGGAGUCAGAUAGCUCCCAAUCUGCCAAGAAAGAUAUGCUUGCAGCUCUAAAAUCCAGACAUGAAGCUCUGGAAGAGACACUGCGCCAGCGCAUAGAAGAACUGAAGAAACUAUGUAUACGAGAAGCGGAAUUAACAGGAAGAUUGCCAAAGGAAUAUCCUUUGGACCCUGGUGAGCAACUCCCUAUAGUGAGGCGAAAAAUUGGCACUGCCUUUAAACUGGAUGAGCAGACAAUCUUGCCCAAAGGAGAGGAGGCAGAGCUGGAGCGUCUAGAAAGGGAGUUUGCCAUUCAGUCCCAGAUCACAGAGGCAGCUCGAAGACUUGCUAGCGAUCCUGGUGUUAGCAAAAAGUUAAAGAAACAACGGAAGACCUCUUAUCUGAAUGCACUGAAGAAGCUUCAGGACAUAGAGAAUGCGAUUAAUGAAUAUCGUAUCAAAUCUGGGAAAAAGCCCACUCAGCGGGCAUCUCUUAUUAUAGAAGAAGCAAACAUUGGCUCUGAAGACAGUUCCUUAUCCGAUGCUCUUGUUCUUGAAGAUGAUGAUUCUCAGGUGACCAACACCUUUUCUCCAGCUGCAUCUCCGCACAAAGGCCUGCCUCCCCGUCCCCCGUCCCAUAGCCGGCCAGCACCUCCACAGUCCCUUGAGGGGCUGAGGCACUUGCACUACCAGCGUAGCGAUUAUGACAAAUCUCCUAUCAAGCCCAAAAUGUGGAGCGAGUCAUCUUUAGAUGAGCCAUACGAGAAAGUCAAGAAGCGUUCUUCUCACAGUCAUUCUAGCAAUCACAAGCGCUUUCCUAGUUCAGGAAGCUGUGCAGAAGCUGGAGUGAGCAAUUCCUUACAGAAUAGCCCAAUCAGAAGCCUCCAACACUGGAAUUCCCAGUCAAGUAUGCCAUCAACACCAGAUCUACGGGUACGCAGUCCGCAUUACAUCCAUUCCACUAGAUCAGUAGAUAUCAGCCCAACUCGACUGCACAGUUUAGCACAGCACUUUAGACAUAGAAGUUCCAGCUUGGAAUCACAAGGCAAACUUUUGGGUUCUGAGAACGACACAGGGAGCCCUGAUUUCUAUACACCCAGAGCACGCAGCAGCAAUGGUUCUGACCCCCUAGAUGACUGUUCUUCUUGCACCAGCCACUCAAGUUCGGAGCAUUAUUACCCAGCCCAGGGAAGCCACAAUUAUUCGACCCUUGCUGAGGACUCCCCAUCCAAAGCUAGGCAGAGACAAAGACAGCGGCACAAAUCAGCAGGGAACCUUGGAUCAUCAAAUUCUGGUAGCAUGCCCAAUUUGGCUGCAAAAAAUGGUGGAACACAGCAUGGAGUUUACAUGCAUAGCCAGAGCCAGCCAUCCUCGCAGUACCGGAUCAAGGAGUACCCUUUGUACAUAGAAGGAAGCCCAACACCACUGGUGGUGCGCAGUCUGGAGAAUGACCAAGAGGGACACUACAGUGUAAAAGCACAGUUUAAAACUUCAAACUCUUAUACUGCUGGUGGGAUGUACAAAGACAGCUGGCAUGGGGAGGAUGGAGAAGGAAGUGGUCGAUUAACUCCCUCACGCUCCCAGAUUGUAAGGACUCCCUCACUGGGAAGGGAGGGCAGUAAUAGGACUGCUGUGUCUGAUGAGCUUAGGUGCUGGUACCAGCGCUCAUCAGCAUCCCUUAAAGAGCACAACAGACUGUCUCACACAAGUUCAAAUUCUUCAGAUAGCAGCUCCCAAUAUAGCACACUACAGGGCUCAUAUUUGGCACAGAGCCGGGGAUCCAGGAUACCACCCUUCUCCAGUACUUCAGCAGCUGCCUCCCCUCGCAGUCAGAGGAGCAUGACACCAUCUAGUGAACUUGUAGCAUCGCCUCCCAGCAGUCCACAACAUCUCUUAAGCUGGCAGAGUGGGUCCUACAAUGAAAGCUGUUACAUGGAUAGUACCCGGUACUCUGAAAUAGUGGAUGUUCAGUGGUAUGGACGAGAGAAGGCCAAGCCUGGAACACUGGUCUGAACUUUUUUUCACAGCCGAGCUACUUAGCACAUGUUUAAUUUUUGGACUUCCCUGCUUUUUCCUUUUUGUUGCCUUAUCUUCGUAGAAUAUCUCCUCUAUGUUCAGUUCCAAGCACUUUUAUUUUAGUUCACUGAGCAAUGUCAUAACUUGGGACUCUGUGAAAGAUAUGAAGAUGCUGAGCCCUGGAACCAUACAGUUUUUUUUUCAUUUUCUUUUCCAAUGGUUGUUGCAGCUGGUCUUUCAGAUUAACCAUCAACUGAACGCUGCCAGGAAAGCCUUUGUAAAAUUCCAGCCUUUAAGAAAAUGGCAGUGAAGAUCUCCAGUUUGAAAAUGUACCGAAAACCCCAGAGGUAAUGAUGGAUUUACAAAAAAAAAGACCAAGCCAAUCAGUCAUCAUCUUGGACAUCAGACAUUCAUAUGCAAUGCAAUACCUGCUGCAAACCUGCCCACUUUCAUUAAAACAAUUGGCUGUUGGUUACUUCAGAAACAAAAAAAGUGUUGUUUUUUUGUUUAAACCCAAUUCCUGUGGGUUCAUGGCCUCUGAUUUUGAACUACUAGGAAAUUACUUUGUUCCUCUAAGUUGUUUUUUUUUUUGUUUGUUUGUUUUUUGUUUUUUUUAAAGAAGAAAUUUCAGCUUGCUACUUGAAAUAUGGCAGUGGUCUUUUUCAAUAUGGCAGUAAGUCACUAGCUUCUGAACUAAACUACCAAAGAUCCAAACAAGAACAUAAGUACUGAAUUGCUUCUUACAAGACCUUCGCUUGAACGUUCACAACACAUAGAGAGUACAGUCCGAUUAUCCUGCAACUCAAGGACUUGAGAAAAGGGCAACUGUCUGCAGUUUUCUGUUGACCCACCUAAAGCUUCGACAAACCGAAUUUCAGUUUAUUUUUGGUAAUGAUUUUACAUUGUCUGUCACUCGGACAGGGCCAGUUUGUUUAUUUCUCUGUGUGUUUUAAACUCAUUUCAAAUUAAGCUGCAGUAUUCAGACUGCCUAAAUGAUAAAACAAGAAUUGAAGCUUAACAUUUUAAUUUCAGCUUCUCUGUUUUUAGGUGCGUUUCCCUGUCUAACACAUUCACAACUGACUAUUGCUGAUCCCUGAGCCUCUUCUACCUUGGUAGGAGUUAACAGCCGUGACGUUUAUUUAGUAUGACAUGGUUUUUGGCCCUUUUUUUGUGCUCUUUGAUCUCUCUGCACCCGCAACAGAAGGGUUCUUUGCCCAUAUUGGUGCUUAUAUACCCUUUGGUGCUGUAAUUGCUUGCACUGUGCCAUUACUGCAGCAGCAAGAUAAACUUUUAGAACUGGAAGUGUUUGAACAUAUCACGAAUGAAUUCCAUCAGAUCAUCAAGGGAGUUGACAAAGCUGCUGUAUUUCUUUACUGAGUUUCUUUUUACUCCAAAACUUCCAGAACAAAAGUUGGUUAGCAACAAGACAACAUUAAGCAUAACAAAAACUAGCAGAUAUUUAUUUUUGCCAUAGUAUGUGGUACUGGUCCAGGGUGCAGUGCCAUCUUUAUUAUUACAGACCACCAGCAUACCGAAACCCUCCGUAACACCAGGUGUUUCAGAUACCGGUUCCAGUAACCUUGAGUCUCAGGUGAUUUCUAUGAAUAGACUGUUGGUUCUCGCUCUGCAUCAGUUGAAACUACUUGCUUUCUUCUAAUCUGUAAACUAAAACAGCUGCUUCAAAGUGAUGGCAUCCAGGAUGCACAAAAUCCAGGAGUAUUUGACACUUUGAAAUUGCAACGCACAAAAUAAAUACACAAUUAGUAGUAAUGGAGUCAACCAAACAGUCUUUAUUCUGGCCUUUUUAAAAUCCCUAAACCAUACAUUUCUGGCCUGUUUUUCAGUCUCCUUGUUGUCAGGUCACUAACCUGGUACAGUCCACAAGAUGGAUCAAAGUUUUUAGAGAACUCUUUGCGCGGUGCAUUCCGUCUACUAAUGGAAAAGGACAAAAGUGCAUGAGCAAAAAA
Messenger RNA from Polypterus senegalus (gray bichir), 5770 nucleotides. It is a transcript of the gene frmd4a, whose product is annotated as FERM domain containing 4A. The record is from RefSeq and is a predicted model, not a curated record. The transcript has 23 exons. Bases 576 to 3800 code for a protein of 1074 amino acids. Lineage: Eukaryota; Metazoa; Chordata; Cladistia; Polypteriformes; Polypteridae. Gene Ontology annotation, cellular component: bicellular tight junction; adherens junction; cytoskeleton. Gene Ontology annotation, biological process: establishment of epithelial cell polarity.